UCUGUGCCAGGUGCUUAUAAGAGCCCGCGUGGCUGCUGAGUUAACCAUCCUGGCAAGAGCAAAGCAGCUGCUGCUGAGAAUGCAAAGGCCAGCAAGGUUUGAAAGGGGGUUGUAGCGAGGUCGGGCCCGGGCUCUCCUCCCAGACACCCAGGCAUAGGAUAAGAGGACAAAGCCUCAUCUGCACCAGGGGAGUUUAAGGUUGGACAUCAGGUGGGUUUUCUAAAGAGAAAGGGUGAUAAGGCAUUGGAAUGCGCUGCCAAGGGGAAUGGUGGAGUCACCAUCGCUGGAAGUGCUUAAGGAAAGACUGAACAUGGCACUAAGUGCCAUGGUGUAGUUAACAAGGUAGUGUAAUUCAGAUGUAGGUUGGGCACGAUAAUCUUGGAAAUCUUUUCCGACAUAUGUUGGAAAACUACGUUGGAUCCUGUAAUCAAAGUAUUCCUUUACAGCUUUCUCCAGUAAGUCGUGUUAUGCCUCUUACAGGGUGCUGAAUGUGCCUCGUGGGUCUCAGGAGUUUUCUGUGCACGUGGUUUUGACAACGUCUAUAGCUUUAUUUAACUGUAGCAUCAUACUAGUAAGCUAGAUUCACACUGGUGUUCACACUGGAAUUUAGCUUAUUGUAGUCAAAACGCUUGAUUGAUGAUUGUUCAGGAAGGGGGUCCUCAGGCAGCAGCCCUCUGGAGCAGCUUCUCAAAGUGUUUUUCUUGGGUUAAAAAAAAAUGUUCAUGUGAUACUCAGAAGCAUGCCUUGCUUUGUGAUCUAAUGUAGUGGUUAGUUUUUCAUAAUGACAUUUCAUUUCAUUGUUUUGAUUCUUGCAGUUGCUUCUUCAGGGGGCUCAUCUCAAAGUAGAGCUUAAAAAAGCUUUGUGAGUAGUGGUAGAAAAUGUCACACAAAAGCUCUAAGGUAAUCAAGAAAGUAAACGUUUCUAGCUCCUUGGAAUCUGAGGAUAUCAGCUUGGAAACCACAGUACCAACAGAUGAUGUUUCUUCCUCUGAAGAGAGAGAAGGUACUGUAAAAAUCACUAAGCAGCUGAUUGAACGGAAGGAGUUGCUCCAUAAUCUUCAGCUGCUUAAAAUAGAAUUAUCACAAAAAAACUUGAUGAUUGACAACUUGAAAGUUGAAUAUUUGACCAAGAUUGAGGAGUUAGAGGAGAAGCUUAAUGAUGCAAUCCAUCAAAAGCAGCUGUUGUCCUUACGACUGGAUAGUCAGUUGGCAUUACAGCAAGAAGAUGCCAGGAAACAUCAGGCUCUAAUGAAGCAAGAAAUGGAAACUAUUUUGUUGAGACAGAAGCAACUGGAGGAAACAAAUCAUCAGUUGAGAGAGAGGGCUGGAGAUAUCCGUCGUAGCUUGCGAGACUUGGAAUUAACAGAUGAAUGCUAUGAGAAGCUGAAGUCUCUUCCUGAAGAUCAGCUUUCUAUCCCUGAAUAUGUUUCAGUCCAAUUCUAUGAAGUAGUCCAUUCCUUAAGAAGAGAGCUAAGUGAUCUACAGAUGAAAAAGGAGAGUCUAACAGAAGAGUUAAGUGGGUACAGAUCCCAACUGAAGAGUCUGACAGAGAGCUAUGAAGACGAGAGGAGGAGUAGGUCAGAGCUUGAGGUCAGAUGCCAACGUUUAACACUGGAACUGGCUGAUACCAAGCAGUUGAUUCAGCAAGGUGAUUACAGACAGCAGAACUAUGAUAAAGUAAAAUGUGAACGUGAUGUAUUUGAGCAUGAAUUGUCAGAACUCAGAAGAAACUAUGAAAUACUGGAAGUGUCAUACAAAACACAAACUAAAGAAAGAAAUGACUUAGCGAAAGAGCUGGCAACUGUACAACAAUCCCUCAACUUGUUGCAAAAAGAUAAAGACUAUCUUAAUCGCCAGAACAUGGAGCUUAGUGUUCGCUCUGCACAUGAAGAAGACCGUCUUGAAAGACUACAGAUUCAGCUAGAGGAUGCCAAAAAAGCUAGGGAAGAAAUGUAUGAAAAAUACGUUGCAUCCAGAGACCACUAUAAAGCAGAAUAUGAAAAGAGACUCCAUGAAGAGUUGGAACAAAUAAGGUUGAAAACAAAUCAAGAAAUUGAGCAAUUAAGAAGCACCUCAAAAGAGAUGUAUGAACGUGAAAACAGGUAUAGACAAAUGCAGCUUGGCACAGAAAGCAAAGUAGCUGAACUUCUUCACCAAAGUAAGUUAAAGUCCUUUGAAACUGAACAUGUUCAACUCAUGCAACAAGAAACAGCUAAGAAUCUUUCACAGUGCCAAAUGGAAUGUGAAAAAUACCAGAGGAAGCUGGAGGUACUUACAAAGGAAUUUUAUAGUCUUCAGUCUUCUAGCGAAACCCGCAUUAUUGAGCUGCAAACACAGAAUUCUGAGUUUCAAGCAAGAUUAGAUACUUAUGAAAAACUUGAAAAGGAGCUUGAUGAAAUAAUACUGCAGACAGCAGAAAUGGAAGAUGAAGCUGAAGCUGAAAGGGUUCUUUUCUCAUAUGGAUACGGUGCUAAUGUUCCUACAACAGCCAAAAGACGACUAAAGCAAAGUGUUCACUUGGCAAGAAGAUUACUGCAGCUAGAAAAGCAAAACUCAUUGCUUGUAAAAGAUCUGGAACAUCAGAAGGAACAAGUAAUACAGAUUUCACAAGAGCUUGACAGAGCAAAUUCUUUGUUGAACCAAGCACAACAGCCAUACAAAUACCUCAUUGAAACUGUGCAACAGAGAGAUUCUCAAAUAAGUCUACAGAAAGAACAUAUUACGCAACUUGAAAAAGAUGUCAGUCUUUUAAAUAAAGAAAAGACAGCUUUGCUGCGUGUCAAGAAUCAAAUGGCAGCAGAUUUGGAGAGACUUCUAAAUGACCGUGAGGAACUAGCGACAAUGAAGCAGAUUAUUAUUACUCUACAUGGUAAACACUGUGAACAAAAUCUACCUCUGUCUAAUAUUGGUGUAAAAAGUGCAACUGGAAAAAAAUCAAGCCCUUUGUUAAAACUGCUGUCAGAACAUGAAGAAGAAAAUAUAUUUACACCUAAGCCAACAUUAUUUACAAAUAAAGAGGCACCUGUAUGGUACAAGAAACUGCAGAAGAAAACAUCGCCAUAGCAUUUUUCCAAAAUUAUUCAAAAUAAUCCUUUGGGAUGCUUUUCAUUAGAGAAAGUUAUUUUCAUAAUAAUGAUGCCCAUUUUACUGUAAAAGCAAGCAACUGUUUUGGUUUUAAUUAUUUCUUUCUUAACUGUCAAAUAAUCUUAUGCUUCAUAAAAUAAUUUCUAGAUCUGUCAUGUGAAUAAAAUGUGUGAAAAUGAUGUAUGUAAUAAUUUUACUAACAUUUUUAUUAAUUUUAAAAGAUAAAUAAACACUAGUGUGUUGUACACAUUAUAAUCUGGGCAGUUAAAAGGUGUUAUUCAGAGUGUUCAAAUUAAUGCAUGUUUCAGUCUUUUUAUAUUGUUUUUCCUGUGUUUCAUACCACAUUCCUUACAACUAUUCCUUACAACUAUUCUUGCUAAUGGAAAUUUUAAAAAUAUACAUGCAUUAGUAUCAAACUAUAUCAUACUUUCUAUGAAGGAAAUUCGUGUCAGCUGGAAAAAAAUUCUUGCUGCCCUUGAUUGUAGUUCAUCAUUGAUGUCAUUUGUAUAACCAGAUAGGCAUUAAAAAUACUUUAAAGAUGCAAUAAAAUACAUCUUAAUUAUCA
Parus major (Great Tit) is the source of this 3649-nucleotide messenger RNA. RefSeq names its product progesterone immunomodulatory binding factor 1 (gene PIBF1). The coding region runs from base 880 to 3063 and encodes 727 amino acids. The transcript has 16 exons. The record is from RefSeq and is a predicted model, not a curated record. Gene Ontology annotation, biological process: cilium assembly. Gene Ontology annotation, cellular component: centriolar satellite. NCBI's taxonomy places the organism in Eukaryota, Metazoa, Chordata, Aves, Passeriformes, Paridae.